AUGCAACAGCCAAUCCAGCCUAAGAAAGUCAGGAGUAAUAAGGUAAUCACACAGGAAUGGAGAACUAAAGGUCCUAUACCUAAUGCAUCUGAGCCACUAAAUACAUCCUCUUCUGAGACUCAACAACAAGUUGUCACCAAUCUGGAAGCUGAAGUUCAUAGAAGAGCAAUACAAACACCUAAACCUAAGGAGAGCAAUACUCAUCAAAACUUGGAGCCUGUAGCUGAGAAACAGGACGAUAAAGGCAAGCAGUACAAAGUGAAAAGUAGAAAGGGAGAUAUAGAUUUCUUACUCACUGUAGUUUAUGGUUAUAAUGGGAUAGAACAAAGAAGAGCUCUAUGGGAACUACCUUGGAAGGGUGACUAUUAUACAUGGACAAAUAAACAACCUGGUGUAGAUAGAGCCAACAGUAGACUGGAUAGAGUCUUUGGUAACUAUGAAUGGAUGAUGUCCUGGGGCCAUGUGGAAACUAACUAUGGUUUGCCUCAAAUAUCAGAUUAUGCUCCUAUGUUGUUAACACUGUCAUCUUCAACAUGGACUGGUAGAGUACCCUUCAGUUUUUUCAACAUAUGGGCAGCACAUGGAGACUUUUCUCAAAUAGUGGCAAACAUAUGGAAUUCUCACAAUACUUGUGGAACUUUGAAAUCAGUAUGGACAAAGUUGAAAGUCUUGAAACCUGCUCUGAAACCUUUGAAUUCUAGGGAAUUCAGUGGCAUCACUCAAAGAAUUGAAAAGGCUAGACUAGAGUUGAAGACCAUUCAAGAACAGAUAUCAAUAACUUGUACUGAUGCUUUGUUAGAUAUGGAGAAGGAAAUACUACUCAAUCUUGAGAAGUGGUCUUUAAUUGAGGAGAGUGACCUACAACAAAAGGCUAGAACAAGAUGGAUACAGCUUGGAGAUUCCAACUCAAAAUACUUCACAGCAGUAAUGAAGGAUAGAACUCAAAGGAAGCAGAAUACAGAAAUCACAACAUUACUAGGAGACAAGUUGACUGACCCAGCAACUAUGGAAAAGGAGAUCAUAGAUUUAUAUAAGAGUUUAAUGGGAUCAGUUGCCAAUUCCUUACCUGCAAUAAACAGAUUAUACAUGAAGAAUGGUCCUACAUUAUCUCAUCAGCAAAGGAUGGAUUUGUGUGCAGAGUUUUCUUCAAAAAAAGCUUGGGGCAUUAUCAACAAUCGGAUUACAGAGGCUAUAAAGGAGUUCUUCUCAACUGGAAAGAUCUAUAAGGCAAUAAAUUGUUCCACUAUCACAUUAGUUCCUAAAGUGACCAAACCUGCCAUAGUCAAAGAGUAUAGACCAAUAGCCUGUUGUUCAGCUCUAUACAAGAUGAUCUCUAAAAUCUUGGCUUCUAGACUGCAGAAAGUCAUGCCAACUAUAAUUUUUGAAGCUUAA
Messenger RNA from Nicotiana attenuata, 1392 nucleotides. RefSeq lists its product as uncharacterized. The record is from RefSeq and is a predicted model, not a curated record. The transcript is spliced from 4 exons. Bases 1 to 1392 code for a protein of 463 amino acids. Lineage: Eukaryota; Viridiplantae; Streptophyta; Magnoliopsida; Solanales; Solanaceae.